Messenger RNA from Alternaria infectoria, 2472 nucleotides. RefSeq lists its product as uncharacterized. The record is from RefSeq and is a predicted model, not a curated record. Gene Ontology annotation, biological process: protein dephosphorylation; vacuolar transport. Lineage: Eukaryota; Fungi; Ascomycota; Dothideomycetes; Pleosporales; Pleosporaceae. Gene Ontology annotation, molecular function: protein serine/threonine phosphatase activity; cation binding. The transcript has 8 exons. The coding region runs from base 1 to 2472 and encodes 823 amino acids.
AUGAACAUCGUAGAAUGGGCCUUCGGAAAGCGCAUGACGCCGGCGGAACGGUUGCGGAAACACCAGCGCGCACUCGAGAAGACGCAGCGAGAGCUAGACCGCGAGCGCGUGAAGCUUGAGAACCAGGAGAAGAAGCUAGUCGCAGAUAUCAAGAAGAGCGCAAAGAAUGGGCAGAUGGGGCCUCUGCGCAUCCAGGCAAAGGACCUGGUGCGCACACGGCGAUACAUCCAGAAGUUCUACCAGAUGCGCACACAACUGCAGGCGAUUUCGCUCAGGAUACAGACCGUACGCAGUAACGAGCAGAUGAUGCAGUCUAUGAAGGGCGCGACAACACUGCUCGGAAGCAUGAACAGGCAGAUGAACCUGCCCGCGCUCCAACGCAUUGCCAUGGAGUUUGAGAAGGAGAACGACAUCAUGGACCAGCGGCAGGAGAUGAUGGACGACGCUAUCGAUGAUGCCACUGGCAUGGAAGAUGAAGAAGAGAGCGAAGACGUCGUCAACCAGGUCUUGGAUGAGAUAGGCAUCGAUCUUGGCCAGGCUCUUGGCGAGACGCCCAGCGGACUGCAGAAGAACGCAGUACCUGAAGCUAGGGUGGCGCAGGCUGUUGGCGGCGGCGGAGCUGACCCUGAUGACGACGACCUCCAGGCACGCUUGGACAGCCUGAGAAGCCCCGCUUAUCUCAUCCGCGAAUCCGCCGCCGCCUCGGCCGCCCCAUCUGCAUCGCCGCCACUACCCAGUCACCAAACGCCAGCGCCAUCCUCCAAGCUGGCAGGCAACAGGCGUCGGAGCGCCCAGGGAGGCUUGCUCUCGAAGAUGUUUGGGAACGCAAAGGACGACGAGAGUCCCGCCGUCGACACCCCUGCCAACAAUGACGCGCCCAAACCCGCAGCCCCAGCGGCGGACAACGCAGCUGCUGCACCGACAAACACAACCAGCAACGGCUCCGCUUCCAUAGAUCGCAAGCCCAGUGACGCUUCCGCCCCCACUGAGAGAAAACGACGGAGUAGUGGCGUAUCGCGUGCCCGCGACAUGUUCUCGAGCGCGAAACAGUCGCUGCACCUCGGCGGCUCUUCUCCCACCAACACGACCAACAACACCAUGACCGAAAAGACCGCCCCUCAGACGCCCAUGCAGAAGCUGGGCAAGUCGGAUGCUGCCCUCAGUGUCCCCCAGGGCUCCCUCAACAACUCGGCUGGCGAGUCGGCGCCCGGCCCACGAUCUACCUUCCGCGUCGGUGUCACAGAGGAUAAGAACAAGAAGUGCAGACGAACGAUGGAGGAUACCCACGCAUACCUGUACAACUUCCUGAGCACCCCAGCGCCCUCGUAUGCCGCCGACAAGGCCCGCGCCAUCUCCGACGCCAGCUCCACUCAGUCGGACCCUCUGUCGCAAGCCGUAGUUGAGACAGACAACGGAUACUUCGCCAUCUUCGACGGACACGCCGGAACCUUCGCUGCUGACUGGUGUGGAAAGAAGCUUCACCUGAUCCUGGAAGAGACAAUCCGGAAGAACCCCAACACUCCGAUACCCGAGCUGCUCGAUCAGACCUUCACCGUCGUCGACCAGCAGUUGGAGAAGCUUCCUUUGAAGAACAGUGGUUGUACCGCGGUCAUUGCAGUUCUGAGGUGGGAGGACCGAGUACCUAAUGCGCAAUCGUCCACCGGCUCAGUGCUCUUCGCACCCGCGGCUGUAUCGGCUAUCAAGCAUGCAGGCGAAGGCGGCGAGGCUACCGAUUCCGCUGUGGAGCCCGCAGCUGAACAGCAAGUCGAGGCGAGAUUACGCAACGAGGCCAGCCGACAGCGCGUGCUGUACACCGCCAACGUAGGUGAUGCGCGUAUUGUCCUCUGCCGCAAUGGCCGAGCGCUGCGCCUCUCCUACGACCACAAGGGCAGCGACGAGAACGAGGGACGCCGUGUUGCUAGUGCCGGCGGCUUGAUUCUCAACAACCGCGUUAACGGCGUCCUUGCUGUCACACGAGCACUGGGCGAUGCCUAUAUGAAGGACUUGGUCACCGGACACCCGUACACCACCGAGACUGUGAUUCAGGCCGAGCAGGACGAGUUUCUCAUUCUCGCUUGCGAUGGUCUCUGGGAUGUCUGUUCCGACCAGGAAGCCGUUGACCUAGUCCGCCAAGUUCACGAUCCGCAAGAAGCCUCCAAGAAGCUCGUCGACUACGCCCUCGCACGCUUUUCGACCGACAACCUCUCCUGUAUGGUCGUUCGCUUCGACAACAAGGCUCUUCGGCAGCGCAAGAACGACGCCGCGAUGGGUGUGGACGGUGACCAGUCGACCAUGAAGGGCGGCAUCACCGAGGCAGACGCCAUCGUGGCCCAAGCGAAGAAGUCAAUCGGCGAGCCGGAGAUACCAGUCGAAGCAGCGGCGCAGGAAAUUAUCAUGGAGGAGGCCGAGGCUGAGCCCGGUCCUGAGCUCAACUUGGACGCCGCAAAGGCAGCCAGGAAACACGACGCAUAG